Boleophthalmus pectinirostris (great blue-spotted mudskipper) is the source of this 2879-nucleotide messenger RNA. It is a transcript of the gene retreg3, whose product is annotated as reticulophagy regulator family member 3. The transcript is spliced from 10 exons. Bases 174 to 1646 code for a protein of 490 amino acids. The record is from RefSeq and is a predicted model, not a curated record. Lineage: Eukaryota; Metazoa; Chordata; Actinopteri; Gobiiformes; Gobiidae. Gene Ontology annotation, biological process: reticulophagy.
GUUCAUUUCCCAUUGGCACCUGAACGCAGCAUGACGGUGGCCUCGAGCGGAAACUGAUUGGUCCGCGAGCUCCGAGAAAAACAGGUUACGCCAUAUUGUGAGUUUAUCAAAAGAGCGCUGCAUUUGCGCAAAAAUGACAGAAUAACUUUUGCUGACUGACAUUUGACGCUAAGAUGGUGCACACCGGGGCAAAAGAAGAAGGCAUACCCACGGAGCAAGGUUGUACGGUACCGCAGGGAUCUUCCACGGUGUGUCUGCGGAGCCGACCCUGCUCCAACGAGAGGGACGCUCAGGUGCGGGCUGUCAAAGCCGCUCUCCAGUCCCGGUUAGGGCCCUACGAGCCCCUGCUCACAUACCUACAGGCCGUGCUAGUGUGGGAAAAACCCGUGCAAUGUGUGCUGCUUUACGUCCUGGUCAACCUGGUGUUCUGGUUUUUCGCCCUGACCUCACUGCGCCUGCUGUUCCUCGUGGCAUCUGGUUUGGCUCUGGCUGUUUUCGUUGACACCUGGAGGAAUAAGAUUUGGCCGGAGAUCAGAGUAAAAAAGAUGGAGGAAUCAGAAUGCUGGGGUCUGGUGCAGCCCGGCAUCCUAAGCGUCCCAGAGCUGUGUCACCACGUCUCUGAGGCCUGGGUCAGUGGAGCAGUGCUCACAUCCAGCAUGCUUCAAUACAAACGCCUCAACCCUGGAAAAUUCUGCCUCCUCACCUGCAGUAUCUUCUCGUGUCUGGCUGUGAUUGGACGUUACAUCCCUGGAGUGGUGCUGUCCUACUCUGCCGUGUGGGCGACUCUGCUGGCUCCUUUGGCAGCGUAUCACCAGCUCUUUCAGCAUGUGUGCGUGAAGCUGGAGCCAGUCCUGCAGCGGCUGGACUUCAGUGUGAAGGGAUACAUGAUGUCAAAGCCAAUCGAUAACCAGUUUUUACGAAAGCCCAUCCGAGGAAUAGCCUCAGGUGAAGGCAGCGACAGUGAAGAGGAGCUGGCUGCAUUUUGUCCAACUUUUGAUGAAGCGGUUGUUGCUAAGGAACUUGCCAUGACAGACUCUGAGCACUCGGAUGCUGAGGUGUCGUACACAGAGAACGGGACUUUUAACCUGUCUCGUGGGCAGACCCCGCUCACAGAGGGCUCUGAAGACCUGGACCGCCACAGUGACGCAGAGGAGUCCUUUGCACAGGACCUGCCAGACUUCCCGUCCAUAAACCCUGAUGCCACCCUCAUGGAUGAUGAUGACGAUACGAGUAUUGGGUUGCCCAGCCUGGGCCCCUCUGGUCUGGCCGGUCACCGCGCCUCUGUGCUGGAUGUGGAGGAGCAGCUGGACUCUGAGGAAGAGUUGGACUCUCUGCCUGUGACCUCUGACCUCACUGCAGAGCUGGCUGGAGUCAUCGCCAGUAACAUGAUCCAGGCAGCUCUGGCUGGGGCCAUGCAGCCGCGGGCCCCUAUGCAGCGCAGGGAGGGCCCUCCUAAAGCAGGGGCCCAUCGGAGCUACCGCAAACAGUCCAGCUCCGAACUGGACACGGACUGGGACCCCGAGGACUUUGAGAUGCUGGAUCAGUCUGAACUGAACCAGAUGGAUCCUCUCGGGGGAGGGGGCAGUAAAAGGGGAGAGGGCCAGGGCUCUACUUUCUUGUCCAGUCUGCUUGGCAAACCUCAGUAGUGUGUGUAGUGAGAGAGUAUGUGAAGAAUGAGUUAUGAAUGUGAUUUUAUGAUCCCUGCGUCUGGUCAGUUAUCACUGUGAAGUAUGUUUUAUUUCUGCUUUCUCCAAAUCAUUUCCUUUGUAGGCUGAGCAAUAGGACCAUGGCAGACCAGCACCUCUGAGCCUUGUAGGAGUCACAUGGUUUUGGGCUCCUAAAGCAGUGCCCUCAAAUCCACCUUUUCUGCCAUCAAGACAGGGCUACACUGGGACCAAAUGUGACAUUCCUUUGGCCGAGCUCAACACAGCGCUGUUACGUGUGUUGUGCUCAUUUGAGAAUCUUGGACUUACUGGUUAAAGGUGAUAAAAGUGAAAGAGGCGUUUGGAUUGUGAAACCAGAUUGCUAUUUCAAUAGGGUGUUGGUGAUAAGUAAUUUUAUGACAGGAGUAGAGAGAGAUGAUUGAUCACUUAUCUAAAGUUGUCCUGUUCUAAAAGACUUUGUUCUGUUUCAUGCCUCCUGACCACCGGAGGUAGUCUGGCGGCCAUCCGGGAUUCAUAGAACUGUAGUUACAUAUGUAACUGUUUUCAGUGUGGUUUCUGUUUGUUCCCUUACAUAGGAAAAUCUAUAUUGUUAGAAAUGUUAUCAAGAUAUUUUGACCCAAACCCCGGAUGAAAACUUUGCCGGAUGUUGUAUUGACGUGUGCCCGAGGGUGAGGUUUGCUUUGUUUGAGUGUGUAAGGAUUUUAGUAUUUCUGUAUACUUUCCCUUUAAUACCAGCCUUUAAGGCAUUUUUACUCUUUUAUGCAAAUUGUGUUGCCACUUUUCUCAGUAGCUGACAUUAUUUUGAAGUUUUAUUGUUACUACUGCUGGUGUCUAUUUGCAAAUCUGUUUACAUCUAAAUUAGGUAAACUUUUACAUCUUUAAGUUAUUUUGAAGGACAAGUUGUGUCAGUGAGAUUUUAACAACAGCACUUUUAAACUCAAAAGGAGAGAUUGAAAAGAAAAAGAAAUUGGUAAUCUAAAUAAACAGCACUGGAGUUUUAUUCAUAAAAUAUUGAUUUGAAAUCAAUUAUUUGAAAAAUUUAGCACAAAAAUCAUUUGACAAUUAUUUAAAAUUCAAAGAGUUUGUUGUAUUUUGACGAGGACUACUUCUCUUCUAUGGGAUCUGUUUGACAAUGUGAUAGUAGUUUUUCUUCUACUUGGUUUUGAUAUGUUUGAUGUGCAAAUUAUAUUCAAUAAAAACUUUGCUAUUAAAUGA